Messenger RNA from Colletotrichum karsti, 1059 nucleotides. RefSeq lists its product as uncharacterized. Gene Ontology annotation, molecular function: metalloendopeptidase activity. The coding region runs from base 1 to 1059 and encodes 352 amino acids. NCBI's taxonomy places the organism in Eukaryota, Fungi, Ascomycota, Sordariomycetes, Glomerellales, Glomerellaceae. Gene Ontology annotation, biological process: proteolysis. The record is from RefSeq and is a predicted model, not a curated record. The transcript is spliced from 4 exons.
AUGAAGUUCAUCACCGGUCUCUCCUGCCUCGCCGCGCUCGCCAGCGCCGCCGUCGUCGACCUCGGCAAGCGCGACAGCCCUCUCGAUGUCAAGAUCGAGGCCGUCGGCAACUCUGGCGUCAAGGCCAGCAUCACUAACACGGGUGCUACCGACCUGAAGGUCUUCAAGACUGGUUCCAUCCUCGACAAGCUCGCUGUCGAGAAGGCCGAGGUCUUUGCUGGCUCCGAGAAGGUCGCCUUCGACGGUAUCCGCCUCCGCCUCCAGACCGAGGGCCUCACCGCCGACGCCUUCGAGGUCAUCCCCGCCGGCCAGACCGUCUCCGUCGAGUGGGACGUCGCCGAGGUCCACGACCUCUCGGCCGGAGGCAAGUUCGACGUCGCCGCCAAGGGCUCCUUCUCCUACGCCGAGCCCGAGUCCACCGACAUCGCCGGCACCGCCUCCUUCGCCUCCAAUGUCUUGAGCGUCGACGUCGACGGCGCCGCCGCCGCCAAGGUCCGCCGCGACUUCCACGACAACGUCAAGCGCACCGUCGUCCAGUCCGACUGCACCGGCACCCAGCGCACCCAGACCACCACCGCCCUCAGCAACUGCCGCGCCCUCGCCGCCGCCGCCUCCUCCGCCGCCGUGUCUGGUUCCGCCGCCAAGAUGACCGAGUACUUCAAGUCCUCCACGACCGCCACCCGUAACACGGUCGCUGGCGUGUUCGCCAAGGUCGCCAGCGAGUGCGGAUCUACCACCUCCGGUGUCUCGCGCCAGUACUGCACCGACAUCUACCCCGCCUGCUCUUCCGGCGUCAUUGCCUACACGCUUCCCUCGCAGAGCUACAUGGUCAACUGCCCUACCUUCUUCACCAUGACUGCUCUGUCGCGCACCUGCCACGCCCAGGACCAGGCUACCACCGCUGUCCACGAGGUCACCCACUUGAGCCAGAUCAAGGGCACCACUGACCAGUCUUCCUGCUACGGAUACUCUUGCGUCCAGAGCUUGACCGCAGCUCAGAACCUCAACCACGCCGACACCUACUCUCUGUUCGCCAACGCCAUCUACGUCGGCUGCUAA